AUGGAUACUGAAGAAGAAAAUACCGAGAUGCAGUUCUCCAUUCGUCCGCCUUGGCCUGAACCAAUUCCUCGUGACUUAAAAGAAACUCGUUUGCAACAAUUUUUAGAACAAAUGCCCAUGCCAGUACUGGCUGAAGCUACGUGUGCAGUAUGCAAUGUCCGUAUUCCAGCAAAAGACUCAAAGAAAACACCAAUCUCAAAAAUUCCUAAUAUUCAUUUACUUAAAGUUUCUGAAGAACUCAAUGACUUCAUUAUAAACAUUCAAUCAACUUCACUACAAAAUUUAAAUAUGGAUAGAGAAAUCUUCGUCAACAACGAUAUGGAGAUAACUGAAAGUGCUAAAAAUCCUUCAACUUUUGAUUCAUCGCCGUUUUAUUGA
Rotaria sp. Silwood1 is the source of this 378-nucleotide messenger RNA. NCBI's taxonomy places the organism in Eukaryota, Metazoa, Rotifera, Eurotatoria, Philodinida, Philodinidae. The record is from the annotation of a GenBank genome assembly.